CACGUUGAAGCUGUGAAUGCCAAAUGCGCUUCCCUGGAAAAGACAAAGCAGAGGCUGCAGAAUGAGGUGGAGGACCUGAUGAUUGACGUGGAGCGAGCAAAUUCUGCCUGUGCAGCUCUGGACAAGAAGCAGAAGAACUUUGACAAGAUCCUGGCAGAGUGGAAGCAGAAGUACGAGGAAACGCAGGCUGAGCUGGAGGCCUCCCAGAAGGAGUCUCGCUCCCUCAGCACGGAGCUGUUUAAGAUGAAGAAUGCCUAUGAGGAGUCCCUGGACCACCUGGAAACACUGAAGCGUGAGAACAAGAACUUGCAGCAGGAGAUUUCUGACCUCACGGAGCAGAUUGCAGAGGGAGGAAAGGCGAUUCAUGAGCUGGAGAAAGUCAAGAAGCAGAUUGAGCAGGAGAAAUCUGAACUCCAAGCCUCUCUAGAGGAAGCGGAAGCCUCCCUUGAACAUGAAGAGGGGAAGAUCCUGCGCCUCCAACUGGAGCUCAACCAGGUCAAGUCUGAGAUUGACAGGAAGAUAGCAGAGAAAGAUGAGGAAAUUGACCAGCUGAAGAGAAAUCACCUCAGGAUUGUGGAGUCUAUGCAGAGCACCCUGGAUGCUGAGAUCAGGAGCAGGAACGAAGCCCUGAGACUGAAGAAGAAGAUGGAGGGAGACCUGAAUGAAAUGGAGAUCCAGCUGAACCAUGCCAACCGCAUGGCUGCAGAAGCACAAAGGAACCUGAGAAACACACAAGGAGUGCUCAAGGAUACCCAGAUACACUUGGAUGAUGCUCUCAGGUCACAGGAGGACCUCAAGGAGCAGGUGGCCAUGGUGGAGCGCAGAGCAAACCUGUUGCAGGCUGAAGCUGAAGAGCUACGGGCAGCGCUGGAGCAGACAGAACGCUCCAGGAAAGUGGCUGAGCAGGAGCUUCUGGAUGCAAGUGAGCGUGUGCAGCUCCUCCAUACCCAGAACACCAGUUUGAUCAACACCAAGAAGAAGCUGGAAUCAGACAUUUCCCAAAUUCAGAGCGAAAUGGAGGACACCAUCCAGGAAGCUCGCAAUGCUGAAGAGAAGGCCAAGAAGGCCAUCACCGAUGCGGCCAUGAUGGCAGAAGAGCUGAAGAAGGAGCAGGACACCAGCGCCCACCUGGAAAGGAUGAAGAAGAACCUGGACCAGACGGUGAAGGACCUGCAGCACCGUCUGGAUGAAGCAGAGCAGCUGGCCCUGAAGGGAGGCAAGAAGCAAAUCCAGAAGCUGGAGGCCAGGGUGCGGGAGCUGGAAGGAGAGGUUGAUGCUGAGCAGAAGCGCAGCGCUGAAGCC
This is a messenger RNA of Numida meleagris (helmeted guineafowl), 1302 nucleotides long. Its product is annotated as myosin heavy chain, skeletal muscle-like. Lineage: Eukaryota; Metazoa; Chordata; Aves; Galliformes; Numididae. The transcript has 8 exons. Gene Ontology annotation, cellular component: myosin complex. The annotation marks the transcript as partial. The record is from RefSeq and is a predicted model, not a curated record.